UACGCGCGGCUCCUCUCUUCUCAACCCUCAACAACUGAGAAGCUUCUCCCCAAUCCCCAUCUAUCUUCUUAUUUGUUAGAUCAAUCUUCUCUCUCUCUCUCUCUCUCUCUCUCUCUCUCUCUCCCUGAAUUUCUCUUUUGAGUUUUUACUUAGAACCCAUGUUCAGAAAUUGUCAAUAGAAGAUCUGAUAUAUCCUUAUAUCUCAGUUUUCUCUCCCCAAAUUCCACAUUCACGAGUUACAUGCUUUGUUCGUUAUCCAGGUUCUUUUGAAUAUAAAAUCCCAGUUUUUCUCACCUUUCUCUAUGUCUACUAAUUGAAGAGCAUUCCCCAAUUCUUUCCUUAGCAUAAUCUCAAAUGGGUACGUUUCAGUUUUCUGUUUAUGGUGGUACAAGAUCAAUUCACCUAGGUUCUGUUUACGGGUUCUCAGAAUUUUUCUUCUUCUCACUGAUUUUCAAUUUUUGAAUUUGGAUUUCAUAGGCAGUGAGAUAUUUAUGCAUUACUCCGAUUGAUUUGUGCCCUUUUCUUCAAUUUCAGUUGUUUAUCAGUACGCGUUCAACUGCAUCUUGAAAGAAUGAACGCUCUUCCAGAUGCCAUUGUUCAAUACAUUUUAUCCCACAUGAGGAACGCCAGGGAUGUGGCGAGCUGUACUUGUGUAUCUAAGCGAUUUAAGGAGUCAAUGCCAUUGAUCCGGAGCCUCUACUUCCCCCGCAAUUCCUUUGAUGACAAUAACAGCGGAGCAGAUCCUGACACUGUUGUGAGCCGAAUGGUCUCAUCGAUCGUCUGGUUAGAAGAGCUCGUAGUCUACUGCCCAUUCUCCAGUGCAGGCCUUGCUUCAUGGCUAUCGAGCGCAGGCCGGUCCCUUCGGCAUCUGGAGCUCCGCAUGGACAAUCUUACUGAAAAGCAGUCUCGGAAUGAGACCCUAUCAAAAUUGGAUUGCAUCGGUUAUGCAACAGUCUUGGAGUCGCUCAAGCUCUGGGGUGUGAUCAUGGUGAAUUCCCCCAAAUGGGGUUUAUUCAAGAACCUCCGGACUCUCGAAAUAGUUGGGGCGAGGUUGGAUGACAGAGCUCUUUCUGACGCAUUUCGGGCAUGCCCAAAUUUGACAAAUCUGUCACUGCUCGGUUGUGAUGGAUUGAGGUCGGUUUCAGUCCAAUUGCAGCAGCUGGAGCAGUGUAGGCUCGAUUUCUAUGGCUUGGGAAACUGCUCCCUCACUGUCAGCUGCCCGAAAAUUCAAUUGCUUGAAAUCCAAGGUUGCAGCUGGAUUCGAGUAGACCAAACCUCUUGCUUGAGGAAUCUCUCAAUCUCCAACAGUGCAGGUAGAGUUUACAAGGUGGAUUUCGGGAGGCUCGGAGCUCUGGAGUUCUUGUCCAUCAAAGGUGUUCAAUGGUGUUGGGACGCAGUGAGCACCAUCCUCCAAUGUGCAAGUGAGGUGAAGCACCUGGUUAUGAAGGUCGAGUUCACCGGGGAUUUUGAAGCUUUACUACCGUUCCCGGAGGUUGAUUUGGUUGAUUUCUUUAACAGCCAUCCCAAGCUGCAAACUUUCGAAAUCCACGGAGCCAUGUUUGCUGCUUUGUGCCAGAAGAACAGCUUAAAGAGUGUGGAUUCGAAGUUCGUUAUUCCAUCCUUGGAAGAGGUGGUAAUCACAGUGAGGUCGCCUCUGAAUGCCGAGCAAAAGAUGAGUACCUUAGAGUCAUUGCUCAAGUACGGAAAGAACCUGCGAAGGAUGGUGAUAAGGAUUCUUCAGAUGAAGAACUGCCAUAACAGUGCAGAUGAUUUCUUUGAAGAGAUUUGUAGGUUCAGAUACUUGAACCACAAAGUUGUUCGGAUUGAAUAAGAAUGUUGCAGAGGAAUCUCUCUCCCCCCAAUUAACUUCUAAUUCAAACUUCUCUUGUUACCAGCCAUUGCAGCUUGUGACAUUCAACCAUUUCGAUUCAAUGAGAAUAGCCCCAUCAUGAUUCUUUUUACUUUUAUUAUUGUGGGUUCUUCUCUAAUCCUUCAA
Molecule: messenger RNA, 1996 nt
Organism: Nelumbo nucifera (sacred lotus)
Lineage: Eukaryota; Viridiplantae; Streptophyta; Magnoliopsida; Proteales; Nelumbonaceae
Source: RefSeq, a predicted model, not a curated record